AUGUCUUUUCAUUCCCACGAAGCUGAAUAUUUAGAAAACCUUCUAGCUUCCACUGGAAACCGGGAAGUCGAAGGUUACAUAAAUGCCACACCUCAGACAAGCAAUGUGCCCCCAGUUUCGUUUCCAAACAUAAAUUAUAAUAUGGCUUCAGUAUUCGCAAACAACGCUUUAAGGGGCAAUACAUCAAUGAUUUCAAAUCAAGAUAAUUCUCAACAAUCAUCCAACCAUAUAACGCACAUUCAACCUUCACCUUAUGAUAUAAGCAACAUUCCUUCGUCAUUGGAUCCUUUAUUUAAUUUAAGCAAUUUAAGUAAUGUAAUAGGAGGUGGUAUGGUGAAUAUCGCACCUGGUAGUGGAUCAGGAGUUUCGACAAGUUCUUCUACAAGUUUGCAAUCUAUGAUGCCUCAAGUUUUAGGUCCAAUCCCACCACCUCCGGUAACAGCAACUUCAGUAACUGGUGUUACAACAAACUUUCCUGGAUUAUAUUCUAGCACAGGAUUCGAUAUGCUUGGAGUUUUGGCUCGCGUUGCUUCAAGGCCAAAUCCACAAAUAAAUAUUGGCCCUGUUGAUAUGAGUUGUUCGUUUUUAGUGGUUGAUGCCCGUAAAUAUGAUUUUCCAAUUGUUUAUGCCAGUCAUACGUUCGAAAAGUUAACUGGGUAUUCCAACUCGGAAAUUAUUGGACGAAAUUGUCGAUUUUUGCAAGCUCCGGAUGGACAUGUUGCUCUUGGAUCGCGUCGUCGUUAUACCGACAAUAACGCGGUUUAUCAUAUCAAGAGUCACAUGGUCGCCGGAAAAGAAUGUCAGGCAUCUAUUAUCAACUACAGGAAAGGCGGACAACCAUUUAUCAAUUUGGUAACCGUAAUACCUAUUACUUGGGAUAGCGAAGAAAUUGUAUAUUUUGUUGGCUUCCAAGUGCGAGACAUUAUUCAUAAGCUUCUAACUCAUUCAUUCAAUCAAUAUGUGCUGUUGUUGCCGAUAGAUCUAACAUUUUCAAUAUUUAAUAUGAAGGACUUGGUCGAACAGCCAAAUGCGAUAUUAGAAAAAAUGAAGGAUGGCACAUACGUUGUAAAUUAUUCUUUGAUGAACUUACCUCAAUACAUUCCUCCAAGUGGUGCGCUUAUGGGCGAAUCCAAUGUCGAAGAUUAUUUCCGGGACAGCGCUAUGCCAUUCCCUGCUUCACCUGAAGUAUUUGAAUUAAUUGGGGGAAAUGCAGAUACCGAAGGUAGCAAACGGAUGUGGAAUAAGAUGUUAUUAGAGCAUUCAGAUGAUUUCAUUCACGUUUUAUCAUUAAAAGGCAUAUUUCUGUAUUGUUCACCGAGUUGUAGGAGAAUAUUAGAGUAUGAUACAAAUGAUCUUUUGGGUAGUAGUCUUUCAACAAUAUGUCAUCCAAGUGAUAUUGUACCCGUUAUGAGAGAAUUGAAGGAAUCUUCAAAUGGUGCAGAAUCGGUAAAUCUUGUUUACCGUAUUCGACGUAAAAAUUCAGGAUAUAUGUGGUUCGAAGCACAUGGUAAAUUACAUUUAGAACAAGGUAAAGGAAGGAAAUGCGUUAUACUUUCAGCUCGUGAAAGGCCGGUUUAUAAAUUACAGUGGAAAGAUUUACAAACAUUUGGGGGAAUAUCGGAUCAAGAAUUUUGGGCAAAAUUAUCCGUGGAUGGAUUGUUUUUAUAUGCAUCUUCAACAUGCCAAAGUCUAUUAAAUUUUACAUCAGAAGAAUUAGUAGGGACUUCAUUAUAUCAUUAUGUUAGAUCUGAUCGUACAACUGAUAUAACAAGAAGUUUAACAUUCGCGAGAGAUGGAAAUGUUCAUAGUUUAAAACAUCACAUCCAAAAAAAAAAUGGUCAAUCUGUUGAAGUUCUAACAACGUUUUAUCCGGGAGAUUCUUUCCGUGCAAAUAAUAAACCAUCAUUCGUUAUUUGUCAAACAAAAGAAGUUGCACCUGAAAUUAGACGUCGUUCUAUUUCAGUAUCACCCGCUCAAUCUUCACCUACCUCAGCAGGUUCUCCGGAUGGGACUUCCUCAAUUUCUUCUGGAGGUUCUACACCAUCUCCAUCAAUACAUUUAAGAAAUGCAUCAAUUGAACACCAACCUACUGAUAAUAUCUUCGAAGAAUUAGAAGCGACUAGAACUACAAGUUGGCAAUACGAAUUACAUCAAAUGAGAUUAACGAAUAAGAGAUUACGUGAAGAAAUAGAAGCUAUUAAAUACUCAAAGAAGAAAAGGAAGAAGCGAAGUGCAUCUUCUUCAAACAAGGUAUGUCAUCAUUGUCAACGAAAAGACUCACCCGAAUGGCGGAAAGGGCCCGAUGGUCCGAAAACUUUAUGCAACGCUUGUGGUUUACGUUAUGCUAAACAAAUGAAUGCUCAAUUUAAUGGUCCACGAUCACCAUCUGUUUCACCAAAAUUAAAACAUAGCGUG
Funneliformis geosporum is the source of this 2415-nucleotide messenger RNA. The record is from the annotation of a GenBank genome assembly. Lineage: Eukaryota; Fungi; Glomeromycota; Glomeromycetes; Glomerales; Glomeraceae.